Molecule: messenger RNA, 1895 nt
Organism: Linum trigynum
Lineage: Eukaryota; Viridiplantae; Streptophyta; Magnoliopsida; Malpighiales; Linaceae
Source: the annotation of a GenBank genome assembly
CAAUUAGCCAUUAGGUCUUGCGUUUUAGAGGUCGUUUGCUUGUUGGAUUUGAAAAAUGAGGGUUUUGGCAAAAAAAAACUUGGGAUUUAUGUUGGAUUUAUUGGAUUAUGGAUUUGAAGAGUCUAAUGUUUGCAUGAUAGAUUUGAUGAUGGAUUUGUUAAAUAAAUAACUAACAAUCAAGGAUUUGCAAAUCCAAAAUCAAUAUGUGAGAUUUACAAGUCCGUGGGGUCCACGGAUUUGGUUUCAAAAUAAAGACCAAAUCCGUGGACCCCACGGAUUUAGCACUCUUCAACAAACAAUGGACUUAUGUUAAAUCCAUCAAGCUUGAGAUUUGUUCUACCAAAUCCAUGACCCAAAUUCAACAAGCAAACGACCCGUUAAUCUCUUACACUCAUCAAUGGCGGACGUCCGCGGCGAAGUCCAGGUCAUAACCUUCGGAGGCAAGGACUCAUCGCUUGCCUCCUCCUCCGUACACGCCAUCGCCACCGGCCAAGCACACCUCCGCAUCGACUCGUUGGCUCUAGGUAGGCUAGCUACUCAAUUCCCUCCACCUCAAUCUGUGAAAAGAUGCCGAAUCCCCAUCUCGAAAACCCUAACCCUGAUCGAAUCCCGCGCCUCACUUGUCGUUCUGGCCAACAAGCUCCUCCGCCAUCCCAGUCCUUUGAAUAUCCGCCCCGUCCUCCCUAAUCAGAUUGUCGAUGCCCUAAAUUUGGAUUCCGGCCGCGCUGUGAGUCUCGAAGUUGAAGUGACAGAAGAGGAAGGAUUGUUCGUCGAGAACUCCUGUGCCGAUCUGUGCGGCGUUUCCGCGCUUAUCGACCACGAAGCAGCUCUUCUGGCGACUACAAUGGAUGCUGUGGCUGCAUUGUCGUGCGAGGCGCUGAAAGGAAACGACACGGCGUUCAAUUCCACGGAUGCUGGAGAUGGACUCGUGGACGAGGAUGAGAUAGGUGUCGCUAGUGCUAUGAAGGUUUUGCUCAGUGGAUCAAAGAUGGUGGGAAAGAUUCCUAUUGAGGCAAUUUCGGAUAUUCCUGAAGUUCAUGGAGAAUUGAGGCAGUUUGUGAAGUCAGUACAUUCGAUGACGAGGGUCAGACUGAAUUCCGCCGUGAAACCCGUGCACGGUGGAGAGAUGAAAGAGAGGAAGGCGGUGGCGUCAAAGCUGGGACCUGUGUUCGCGCUAAGGAAUGUUGGGGCUAGUAGUUUAAGCAGGGCGAAGCUGAAUGUUGAAGCUCUAGGGAUUGAAAGUUGCAGAACUGGUUUGCUUACACUGUUUGAGUAGAAAUGCCCUACUGAAUCUGAUUUGAAGAAUGCUGCUAAGUUGGUUUCUGAUUUGCUCUUCGAACAGGAUUAUCUGACAUUCGCUCAGGCUUUGAAUUGUUUGUUGGAGACUGUGUGGAAUAUCGUAUCGUGGGAGCUUGUGACGGCUUUUAUUGUUCUAGAGGGUGCAAAUGUAACUGAAGUGAAUGCAUGGGAUAAGACGAAUGCGGCGAAGAAGAAGGAGAAGGCAGUGUUAGGGAAAGGAACUAGUGUGAUUGUGCAGCUGAUUGAGGAGUGGUUACAGAGGAAGGAAAGGGAAGGUGCGACUGUGCUGGAGAGGCUGGUGGAUGAUUUGCUGUCUCUUUUUAAACCCAGCCACCCUGAACUCGGCCAGUUAGUAAGCAAAGUGAAAGAGAUAGUGGAAAAGCUUCCUAAUGUAAAAUAGUUAACUGAAACUUCUUCUUUUUCGCUUUUGGAUUUGGCAACUCACAACUCCAAUCUGUCUGAUUUGGUGAAAGCGGGAUGUCGUUAUUUAUGUUCAUGGUUCAAACAAUUUCAUUUGGUAUGUAGAGUUUUGUGCCGUCUGAUAGGGCAAAAGCGUAUGCCUUAAUCCUAUCUCGUAGUAAACCGGAAAGUCCGGG